Peronospora farinosa is the source of this 414-nucleotide messenger RNA. The record is from the annotation of a GenBank genome assembly. NCBI's taxonomy places the organism in Eukaryota, Oomycota, Peronosporomycetes, Peronosporales, Peronosporaceae.
AUGCCUGGAUCCGAGACGAAUGACAUGCAGCACGCGUCGCUGACGACGGUCACGAAAGGGCCGCCGCACCGACAGGGCGAGUACUCGGACAUCAGCGCACGGAUUCUCACUGCUCUCGAGAACAUGACGAGCCGCAUGGACCGACUUGAGAUGUCGCAGAUGAAAAUCGAUGAGAUCGAGCGCCUACGCGGCGCCAUCGACAGUGGACUGUUUGACUCCGCUCUCGGCAGAGAGAUUGGUGGAGGACCAAUGAACCGCGAAGCACUCGGGUUCAUACCGCCAAGACGAUCGCCUGAGACGCCAGCAGCUCCGCGGACACGUCUGCGAGCUCCGGUUAUGGGACAAUCGUUGUUCGAGCCUCUCGGUUUGCGAGUACCGUCACCGCAGCAUCAGCAACAGGCCCCGGCGAUGUAG